Messenger RNA from Xenopus laevis (African clawed frog), 2510 nucleotides. RefSeq names its product tubulointerstitial nephritis antigen-like 1 L homeolog (gene tinagl1.L). Gene Ontology annotation, biological process: proteolysis. Gene Ontology annotation, molecular function: peptidase inhibitor activity; cysteine-type endopeptidase activity; cysteine-type peptidase activity. The coding region runs from base 119 to 1513 and encodes 464 amino acids. The record is from RefSeq and is a predicted model, not a curated record. Lineage: Eukaryota; Metazoa; Chordata; Amphibia; Anura; Pipidae. Gene Ontology annotation, cellular component: extracellular region. The transcript is spliced from 12 exons.
CUGGCUCACUUAAGGAGUACAUAAGGAGUGUCCCAGUUAUUGACCACAGCAAGUGCACUCAAAGGACGGCAGCGCUGUGAUACCUCUGACACUGCAUGAGUUGUACAGGCUUCCCAGAAUGAAACUACUUUUCCUUACUUCCCUGGUGGUGCUCUUAGUGAUAACGGAAGCAGGCUCUUAUAAAAAGUCUCGCUUCAGGCGUGAACUGGCUCCAGGACUUCACACCCAGGGAAUAAGAGAUGCAAGUGGCUCAUACUGCCAGAAGAGGGAUAGCUGCUGCCCUGGGAGAGAUGACCAUUGUACGGUUCCAUAUUUGGAUACCAUCUGUUACUGUGAUCUGUUCUGUAACAGGACAGUGUCCGACUGUUGCCCUGACUUCUGGCACUACUGCCUAGGCAUCGAACCGCCAAGCAUUGUCCUAAAAGCUUGUGAUCGCAAUGGCCAGCAUUACCCAAAAGGGGCAACUUAUCGUGAAAACUGCAAUCUAUGCACUUGUGCCAAUGAAGGAAGAUGGCAUUGUGAGCAGAAUCCAUGUCUUAUCAAUGCAAAAGCCAUGGAAGCCAUAAACACAGGGGAUUAUGGCUGGACUGCUGGAAACUAUAGCCAGUUUUGGGGCAUGACUUUAGAUGAAGGGAUCCUGUAUCGCUUGGGGACUGUAAGGCCCUCUUCUUCCGUCAUGAACAUGAAUGAGAUACAUGUAAAUAUGAACAAUGACGUUAUGCCUUCCCACUUCAAUGCUGCAGAAAAGUGGCCAGGACUGGUGCAUGAACCGCUAGAUCAAGGAAACUGUGCAGGCUCCUGGGCUUUCUCCACCGCAGCGGUUGCAUCUGACAGAAUUUCCAUCCAGUCGAUGGGGCACAUGACACAAGCCCUGUCCCCUCAGAAUCUUCUAUCCUGUGACACUAGAAAUCAGCAUGGCUGCAGAGGCGGGCGGGUGGAUGGAGCCUGGUGGUAUCUGCGAAGGAGAGGGGUUGUCUCAGAACCAUGUUAUCCAUUCACUAGUCUGAAUGCAAAUGGACAUUCUGCCUCCUGCAUGAUGCACAGUCGCUCCAUGGGAAGAGGGAAGAGGCAGGCCACCAAUAAUUGUCCUAACCAAUACUAUUCAUCCAAUCAAAUCUACCAAUCUACACCAGCAUAUCGUCUGGCAUCUAGUGAAAAAGAAAUUAUGAAGGAACUAUCCGAAAAUGGACCUGUGCAAGCAAUAAUGGAGGUACACGAAGAUUUCUUUAUGUACAAGAGUGGAAUUUACAGACACACUCCAGUGACAGAGAGGGAACCAGAGCAUCACCGCAGACAUGGGACACACUCUGUAAAGAUUACUGGAUGGGGUGAGGAAAGAGGAAGAGAUGGACAGACACAUAAAUACUGGCUGGCUGCCAAUUCCUGGGGUAGAGACUGGGGAGAAGAUGGAUACUUCCGCAUCGCUCGAGGGGACAACGAGUGUGAGAUUGAAACCUUCAUUGUUGGCGUAUGGGGCAGAGUCAGCAUGGAAGAUGUUGCCCGCAAAAAGUAACGGCUUUCCCUGGACUCCACGUAUUUAUAACAUGAAUGGCUUUGAGCCAACCAGGUCCCUUGCAUUUGGAUUCUGAUAUUUUUUAAAAUUUUAAAAUAAGAGGCCUUGGGAAUAAGUGGACAACAUGUUUCUUGCAGUGAAUAUAAGUUACUGGCAAGGGUAGCAGAGCUGCUGAAGAAAUCUGCUGCUCACUGCACAGCUCUUCAUCAUAACCAAAAAGAUCUCUUAAAUGGUGACUGAGAACAACAGUAAAGGUUUUGUAUUCCCUCUACCAGGAUCGUUGUAUAACCUAAAAAACAACUGCUAUACGAUCAGCACUACAUAUCCCUGCUGUGUCCUCACAACUCAGCAUUCACUUCAAAGAUGGUUUAACAUAUCCCAAAUGAAAAUAACUCAGCCCCCCUCUUAGUGGCACAACAAGAGAGAACUCCUGUGUAAUCAAGCUCACCAUGUUGUGCUGACACAUGCACAUUCACAUUGGGUUUCAAUGGGAUAACAGUGCACAUAAUCCUAUAAUCUCUGUAGAGAUCAGAAACAUAUUGUUUGGUGCUAUGAGCAAAGGAUGCUCAGUCCUGUGAACCUGUCAAAUGCAGGAAUUCUCUGCCAGCCCCAAAGCUAUAGGAGCAUAAAAUGAGUGACUUUGUGAUGGGGAGGGGAAGUCACCCAUUAAAAGAGUAGCCCUCCCUUUCCCCAGAAUGAAUCAGUAGUGAUUAUAUGGUUUUAGACAGAAUUGGAAGAGUGUGAAAUUAGAUAAUUAUCUCUUGACCAAAACGAUAUAUAUAAUAUAUAUAAUUUUAGAAAUAUAUAAUUUUCUUACUUAUGACAAAACGGAUUCUUUUGUACGUGUGUUAUUAUACUCCCUGUAAUGUGAUGUCUUUGCAAACAUCUAGCUCUUUCUGCAGGCUGUACCAUAACCCUGUAACCUUAAGGUGGCCAUACACGGGCCGAUAAAAGCUGCCGACAGACCGUGUCGGCAGCUUAUUGGCCCGUGUAUGGG